AUGAAUUUAGCACAGAUAAGUAAUAGCGUAAUACUUAUUCUGACAAUAGCUGUUCUUAAUAGUGAAGAACAAAACAAUUUCAACAUUACGAAUUACGUACGUUUUCCUCAUUACGUGAUACCAGUGCACUACUGCAUACAGCUCGACUACCUAAUUUAUGAACACAUUGAUGAUAAACUUGGUAAUAUUUGGAAAGAGAUAGUUGGUUUAAAAAAUGAAUAUGACUCAUUUCUCUUUCGCGGUAAAACUAGUACAACUAUUAAUAUCCUACAGUCGACUCACCAUAUAAGUAUGAAUCAAAUAAAUCUGACAAUAAUUAUUGCGAAUAUAACUUUGACUACAAAGAACGCCAUAAUUUACGUAAUGGAUAAAUACAAAUACACCAAAAAAACGAACGUAUUAGGAUUUCUUUUUGACUAUAUGUUACUUCCCGGACUCUACACAUUCAAAAUACAAUUUUUUGGUCAUCUAAUAGAAGACAGUUUCUUUAAAAAUGUUUCCAAAGAAAAUACCGUAACUUUGUUGAUAGCUCCAUACAUUCAAGAGCGGAAUGGAAUGAGACAGUUAUUUCCUUGUUGGGACCAACCGCAAUUAAAGGCCACAUUUAACAUUUCGAUAAAACAUCCUCGCUAUUAUUCAGCUUUAUCAAAUAUGCCGACAAAGUUCAUGACCUAUGAUAAUUAUACAGAUUCAUUACGCACAUACUUCUAUAUUACGCCUCAAAUGAGCACUUUCCAAAUUGGUAUAGUCAUGACUGAGUAUCAAUCCAUUAGAGUUAAUAAAAACAUUACUUUGUGGUGCGAUUGUGAUUCAGAAGAACGUCGUCCGAAAUUUGAGUUUGCACGGAGAAUCAUGAACAAUAUUACAUUGCAGUUAAAAUCUGAAUUUGGUGGGAUAAUUAUUCCAAAAAUGGAUCACAUUGCGAUUCCAAAUUUUCCACAAGACGGCAUAUCGAAAUGGGGGCUCAUAUUUCAUUCGGAAGCCAAUCUUAUUUAUGAUGAACCAUUGGAUCCAGUUAUACGUAAAAUGGAAGUCGCACGUUUAAUAGCAUCUAAAAUAGCAUAUCAAUGGUUUAGUAACCCCAGUUCAGCUUGGUGGCAUCGUUUUUGGUUACACGACGCUCUUGCUACUAUGUUUGGAGAAGAAGCUGUUGCUAAGAGCUUCAAUAAUUCUGAAAUUAUCGAUCUCUUCAUAAUUCAGAAUCAGUACGAAUCUCUUCAUUUGGAUUCUAACUUUAAUAUGAAUCCUGUGGAAAUCACUAACUCAUCAGAUUUUAAUUCAAUUUUCGGUUUUCCUCGUUAUAUGAAAGUAAUAAUUGUUUUACGGAUGUUCCAAAAUGCUAUUACCGAUGAAGUGUUUCGAAAUAAUGUCCAUGUAUAUUUAAGCAAAGAGAUGUUCAGUUCAAUAAUAUCUUAUAAAUUUUGGUCCACGAAAGUAGAAUUAGAUGAAGCAUAUAACUGUAAUUUACCAUCAAAUGAGUUCUUAACUUGGAUCCAGUACAAACAUUAUCCUGUUGUAAUCUGGGAACAAUACGAACAUUCCCGAGUUAUAAAAAGAAUAUCGAAAAGUUAUAAUACAACGAGUUACGGAAAGUGGCUGAUACCCAUAACUUUAAGGGAAAUAUCAUCAUUAAAUGAAAAUAUGUGGAAAAUAUGUUUAAAACCAAAUAUUGGUUCUUCCGAGUUUCCCACAGCUAUUUUAAAUAAAUCUUGGAUGGUAAACAUUGAGCAAGCUGGUAAAUAUUUGGAAAAACCUCUGAAAACACUAGGAUAUGAAGAACAUUUGGUGGAAAAUGACUUUGUUAAAUGUUUAAGACAAGAAAUUGUGAAAUGGGCAUGUAUUUUCCAAUUCGAUGAGUGCAAACAAUCAGCUUUUCGUAAAUUAAUGCAACAUCUCGGAAAUCCUGAAAUAAAUCCCCUCUUACCAUGGUGGAAGCACUGGACAUAUUGCAAUGGUGUUGCAGUAACAACUUAUUCAUUUACGUGGACACACAUAAGAGAUACAUGGUUCAAAGCACGUAAUCAUACGUUGCUACCCUUCUUAACUUGUUUUAGGAAUGCUACUCCAAAUACUACUUCUUCAUUAUUAUCGAAACGUUUCCAUGAGGAAGGGCAACAGGACAUUACGAAUAUUCGUUCGUACAUAAACAUUUUUCAUUCAGUUAUUACAAAAUAUUCUAACAGACAUGACAUACUCGAGAUGAUAUUUAGAAAGCUCGAGUUUAUGAAACCUGCACAAAUGAGCUUGUUAACAGCGCUGGUCGAUAUCAUUAACCAUGUAUAUUCUUCCAAAUAUCUUAUUAAGAUUCAAGAUGAUUAUAUAAAUUCACUUUCCUUUAGAGGUUACAUAAAUAAAUCACAACUUUUGCUAAUUCAAAGUAAGAUAUCCAUCCGAUUGUCAGAAAUUGCCGCUCAAACACUAUAUUUUCGAUUUAUAAGCGAUCUUUAA
Molecule: messenger RNA, 2448 nt
Organism: Trachymyrmex cornetzi
Lineage: Eukaryota; Metazoa; Arthropoda; Insecta; Hymenoptera; Formicidae
Product: glutamyl aminopeptidase-like
Exons: 10
Coding region: 1-2448 (815 amino acids)
Biological process (GO): proteolysis; peptide catabolic process
Cellular component (GO): membrane; cytoplasm
Molecular function (GO): metalloaminopeptidase activity; peptide binding; zinc ion binding
Source: RefSeq, a predicted model, not a curated record